GAUAUUGAAAAUUAAAAAUUUCACCCAAAUGGAAAGGUUUAAAGAGAGAAUUGUCAGUGAAGAACUACUAGUCCCUCAUACAUCCUUAGAAGCAUGAUGCUGAAAUAUAUACGCUGAACUAGUCGUGAAAGACAAUGGCACUAGCCAUGCUAAACCAGCUUCAGGUAUGAGUGCGGCACAACCAAUUCGAAGAGAUGACACCAAAGAGCCUCAGAUGCAGCUUAACUUUGACAAGAAAGAUAUAAUUCUUGGGGCAAAGAGACAACUGGAUAAGAAUCCUUGGUCAAUUCAAAAACUCAAAGAAUUUCAAACAGAACUAGAAAAGCGAGCCGCCAACCCAAUCCGACCCAAAACAGUCUAUUUCUCCAAAUACGAUCUAAGCCUUAUUGAAGAUGUCCCCAAUCCCAGCUUGGAUAAUACAGAACAUGUUUUGGAAAGGAAUACAGAGGGAAUGUGAGUAAGGGGUGGCACAGAGGAGACUAAAGAGGAGAGCAUGAGUGGUAAAAGAGAGAGACAAGGCAAGUAUAUGCCCUUAGCAGCUAUCAAUCUCUCAUCAGCCAAAGAAGAGAAGUUGCCAGAUAUCCACUCAAAGGAAAAUGCAAAUGCAAGUAUUCAGCCAAGUAGACCGAACCUGAUUGAUUGGACUGGAGAUGGCAUAUUACCAAACGGAAAAGGUUUUCCUACAAGCUUCUUCGAAGCUGAGCCUAUAUUUAAUGUUAGAAUCUGUGACCCUUUUAAGUUAGGAGAUGCCUUAGAAGAAAGUUUUCGUCUCUGUGUUGAGAAGGAUACACAAGGGAGAGUAUUCUUCUCUGAUCCUGAUACUAUGACAUGCAACUCAACAGCAACAAAAUUUUUACAAAGAGAUCAUGAGACACUUGAUACUGCUUGCUUGAAACAUAUUUAUGAGGAUGCAAGCAGAAUUAUCUCCUAUAAUAAAGAUCCAAACAUCAACACUCAAGCAAUCCCUAAAGGGUUUACCCCAGAUUUGAUAAAUAAAAAUCUCAUUUUAACUGUAAUCAUUCAACCCAAACCAGUUCUUGAAGAGCAUUUUCAACAAGAGCUUAAACUGAAAGUAUUAGCAGAUCACAAGGGAAAUCCUGUUUUUGUAGAUUGUGAAACUAAUGCUUUGCAUGAAACAGCGACUAAAUUCUUACAAAAAGAUCAUGAGGAAUUAUACCUGGACUCCAUCCUAAAGAUUUACGGAGAUUGCAACAAACCUGUAGUAUACAUAGAUUGAAGUGAGAUUAGCAAUAAAAUUGCUCUAGAACCUCAUGCUGAUUCAAAUGAAAUAAACAAACAUGAAGGAAUUCAGCAAAUUGACCUUAACAAUCAAGCUGAAAACCAAUUAGAGAAGGAUAAUCGGAGCGCUCUUAUCCUGCCUCAAAAUCUUCAAAGCAAUAUUUCUUUUAAUGCCAGGAACCGUCUUGAGAAAUCAUAUUGAGCCUCCAAAGCAAUAGGUCAAUCCCCUUCAAUAGCUACUAGCGCUAGACCUCGAAAGAAACAAGAUUUCCAGAAUGCUGAAAUAGAAUCUGAGAUAGAUGAGGCUGAUUUUUACAACCAGAAGUCAUGGAUAGAGUACCGACAAUUACAAGUUUCUGGUGGGGACACAACAAUUGGGUUAGAAAGCGAUAGAAUUUGUGGCAAAUCACAGAUUGGGGAAAUUGAUGUUUUGGAAACAUUUAUAAGAGAUCUUAUCGAAGUGUAUCAUGUUCAAGAAGAUAUCUCUACUCUAGAUUUAUACGUUUAUGAUGAUAACCAAGACAAAAUAACUCAUUUGUUCGAGCUUCUUUGACAAGCAGAUUCCUCACCUGCUUUCUUAAAAUUAUUGACAAUUAAGAGAAUAAAGAACUGAAAAAGAGCUUCCACCUUAAGCACUACAGAAGAAAAUGAUGAUAGAAAAGAAUAUAAACUAGUACUGUCAAUUCUCUCCCUAAUAAUGGGAGAUUAUAGCAAUUUCCAUGCUCACUGAGAUGCAUUGGUAAAAUCCAUUUCCCAGAAGGAUUACCAAACCUUUAACGAGACAAAAGAGCUGACAAUCUUGGUGAUGUCCUUGGUUCAUGGGGUCUCAUCUGACCCAGAUCUUCACAUUGAAAUUGAUGUUGAAAAGAAACUCCAAUCUUUCUUUAAGUUAUUAUUCAAAACAACAUCUGAAACAGCUUUAGAUUUCCAUACACUUCUAUCAAGAAGCCAAUAUGAACUUGGCGAGUUAUUUAAAGAAGAUCUGAGUUUAGACCCAACUUCAGAAUACAACCAAACAAUUAUUUUACUUCGCAAGAGAAUGGACAGAAUAAUCUAUUCCAAAUUCAAUUUCGACCAGGAGUCUUUCGAAUAUUUCACUUCUCUCCUCUGAUUAACUCUAGGCCAACCAGAAAGAGUUGAAUUUAUUGCUAACGAAUUUGACUUAUCCCCAGCUACAACAGAUAUUUUAAAAGCAAUCAUAACGCAAAAGAUUGAAGAAAUGGAGCCACUAUUCAAUCUAAUCCAGAAAAGAACCAAGAAUAAGAUUAGUACUAAUCUCCAGAAGUUGUAUACGAAUAUCCUUCGCUCUGACAUCGGAGGAGCAUUCAUGUUAAUGUUUGGUUACACUCCUGUCUCAAACAUGGUCAAGAGGUUGUCUUACUACAUAAGAAUAUUCAAUAUGAUAAUCAGUCCAACUCAUUGCUCAGCCCAAGAGAUUUCUGAAGUACUGAAAAUAGAGGAGAUUAUAAAUGAGAUUGAUGAAGUUGAACUAGACAGAGAUCACAUUCUCAACUCCAUUCAACUUUGUCAAGGCAAGCUACCUAUAGAGAGAGUUAAGGAUGUUGCUAUUAAGAUUCUUGAGGGCUGUGGUAGAUGGGACCUCAAGGAAUUUUUAGAAACUUCUGAUCAUACUAAGCUGAUUGAUGCUCUCGUUGGUGCUCUUAAUGGAAAUAUUUAUGAUUUUGGGAGAAUCUGUGAUUUCUUAUUUUAUGGUGGAAAGACAUGGAUAUGCUCAUUCCUGACCUCCAUGGUUGGUGGUUCUUCUGUGUUCUGCUUAAAAGAAAAAGGUCUUACUCCUAGUCAAAUAAAGGAGCUAAUCUGGGCACAUUCAAAUGCUCUCAUGAGAUCAAUAAUAACCAAAGAUCCUGAAUCCUCAAAUGAAGAUAAUCUUAUUACUGCUUUUACGGAGAUUUUCACCUAUACUCUAUGAAAGAAGAACAAAGACAUCACAGAUCAUAUUGAAGUGCAUCCCAAUCUCAACUUAAAUCUUCCAAUUCCAAACAUUUGCACUGAUCACCUUGGAGAAGACUGACUUGAUACUAGGCUUGUGAAACUCACCAAGGCAAUUGCUAAAGGAAAAUUUGAGUCUGAAAUUAAUGAAUUGCUCCAAAUUGCCUUUCCUUACAUAAAGGAAGAAAUUACAGAUAACGAAGAUAUAUUCGAGGACCUUAAAGAGCAAGAUGAAGGCAAUUUAUUUAUCUUUAUGGAGAAAAAUAAGCUGCAGGGUGAGCUAAUUAUCUCCAACCAGUACAAUCCAAGAUCAUGUCCAUACGAGAUAUACCAUAGAGGAAGGACUGGGACCAUCUGGGAUCUGGCAACUUUGCUAAAAAAUUUCCUUGAAAUUUCUGUUGGAAAGUCAUCAGCAGUGCAUUCACUUAUUGACGCCACCUUCAUUUCUAUAUUCCAAAACUCAAAUAGAAAUAUCAGCAUUAUCCCUCUAAAAUCCUGCACUCACCUCCUGCUCAACUCUCCUGACUCAGUCCCCUUCGAAUCCCUCUUAGAAAUAGCCACUCUUGCCCUCCCCUUCCUCCCGACCCCCGCUCACUCAUGACUGAGCCUAAUCUGCCUCCUUCUGAGCCUGCACGAAUCAAUAGAUGAUGCAGACAAAACUAGCCAAAUCCUUAUAGAAAUCUCCGAACAGAUUGUGACCUUGACCAGAUAUGGAAGUGAGCAGGAAAGUGAGGAGAAUAGGGAAGAACAGAUGCUGAUGAGUGAGGUUUUGGGGAUGGCGUUUGGGCUCAGUGCGAAGAGGUUUGAAUUUGUUCCUGGUAUCACCCCCUUCCACAUCAACCCCAUACCCACAAAAUCUCUUCUGCUCACCCUCUUCAAAAUACUCGAAAAGUACCACAGCAAAUUAUUCACCCAAAAAUCUUCCAAUCAUCCUGCACUCACCAAGCUAGCCCAGAAUUCGUUCUACUUCAUCAAGCGCCAACUAGAAAAUCCAAAUUUCGAAAUUCGAAACUCGGCUUCAUACCUGGUCGACCAAGCUGAAGACUUCGCUAAAAAUGCAGUUCAAGGCUUAAAACAAGAGGCGAAAGAGACAGCCAAUGAAUUGGUUCAGUACGUUAAGACUUCUUCAGAGAGUUAUAUCAGAGAAGUCAUGCUCAAAGAUUUGUUUCAGAUUUUUGAUAGGGAUCAUAGUGGAAGUCUCUGAUUUGCUGAAUUCCAAGAUUUAUGUAGAUAUAUUGGUGUUGAGUUGGGUAAUGAAAAGGCAUUGAGGAUGUUCUCUAUUACUGAUACUAAUAAGGAUAAUCUGAUUACUCUUGAUGAGUUUCCGGAAAUAAUGAAGCUUCUGACAAAACAGAUCGCUAGAGAUACGCUUCGUAGACUGAAUUUGACCACCCAAGACUUAAUAAUGUUGGCAGUGUUGACUCUUAGUUAUUUGAUACUAGCUUUGGUUUUUAUAUUCUUAGGAAUUUUUACCUUCAGCAGAGCAGAUGGAUUCAGUGCUGUUAUUAACUCAAUAAUGCCUCUUAUUGCUGGAACAUUAGCUGCAUUAAGAACUACCAGUAUUUACCAGAGAUUAGAUAAUGUGAAGGAAUAUAUUGAAGAAUUCAUCAGAAAAAUGAGAAAAACAUAAG
Messenger RNA from Moneuplotes crassus, 4820 nucleotides. The record is from the annotation of a GenBank genome assembly. NCBI's taxonomy places the organism in Eukaryota, Ciliophora, Spirotrichea, Euplotida, Euplotidae.